AUUUGGUAAAAAAAAAAAAAGUGAUACACACGCAGAGCAACAAUUCCUUCCUCACGCAAACGCCGUCGUACGGACUCAUCGAUGGAGGAAGAGCAGCGCCGUCUCUCGCAGCAGUUCGAAACCCCGGGUACUGCGUUACUACAACCCGGAUACGGCCAACCGCUCCCGCCAAACGCUCCAGCGGUCGAGCAGCAGGGAUCUCAAGCGUCCUCGGUACAUUUUUCGCCAUCGCUAUCAUCAGCGCCCACAAGCCUUCAUCCGCCAUCGCUCGCUCCAGCCGCUUCGAUGCAGCACCCGCCAUCGCUACCAGGCGUGUCACAAAACGGUGAGCCAACAAUGUAUCAAAUAAUGCAGCUUCUACGCCAAUUAAUGACAAAAAUUGAGCAACAGCCGCCAGCAUCACUGCCCACAAACGCAUCGCAGCAGCAGCUACCAGUAGUGCAUCCGCCAAGUGCAUCACAGCAGCAACCACUAGUAUCGGAAAUCGCGUCGCAACCGCAGCAGCAGCAUCGGUCAGCUCCAGCCAAUCCGGAGCAAAUCCUGGACUCGCUGGCGAGAAACAUCACCGAAUUCCGCUUCGAGGCUGAAGCCGGUCUAACGUUCGAGGCGUGGUACUCGCGCUACGAGGAUCUGUUCGUCAGUGAUGCAGCCAGGAUUGACGAUGCGGCCAAGGUACGAAUGCUUAUGCGGAAGCUAGGAUCAAUGGAGCAUGAGAGGUACGUGAAUUACAUUUUACCCCGUAAUCCCCGCGAUUUAACAUUUGAGGCUACCGUGGAAAAAUUGAAGGCCAUUUUCGGCAAGGCAGAAUCCCUUUUAACUAAACGCUACAAAUGCAUGCAAAUCGUCAAAACGAAAGCUGAGGAUUUUUUGGCCUACGCAUGUCGAGUCAAUCGGGCAUGUGUUGAUUUUGAGCUGAACCGCAUGGGUGAAGAACAGCUCAAGUGUCUGAUUUUUGUAUGUGGGCUGAAAGAAGACACGGAUAGAGAUUUUCGGGUAAAGCUGCUCUCGCGUAUCGAGGAACAUGCUGAAAUCACCCUCGAGCAAUUAUCGGCGGAGUGUAGUCGUCUGGUGGCAUUAAAGAAGCAAAAUGCGAUGAUCAUUGGAGAAAAAGAGGAGCGAGUGUUGGCAAUUCAAAAUGGCGCGCGCCGUAGCCAUCAUGGGUUUCGCGGCAAAGGAUUGCGCUCGCGUCCCAUACAUCGUGAUGACCGGUCGGGAAAACCAAGUAACCCUUGUUGGUUCUGUGGAGCUUUGCAUUGGGUGAAGGAUUGUCCGCAUACUAACCAUAAGUGUCGUGAAUGCGGUGAAGUUGGUCAUCUGGAGGAACGCUGCCGCAAGCAGAAGCAUCGGGCUGGCCGAAAGUUUUAUCGCCCAACGCGAUUUGCUAAAACCGUCACGGUGUGCAGCGUACGGGCUAGUCGCAAGUUUGUGGAAGUUUCCAUCAAUGGAGUUGGCAUCCGGUUGCAGCUAGAUACGGGUUCAGAUAUAUCGGUCAUAGGUCGUUCAGCGUGGGAGAAAGUAGGGAAGCCGUCAUUGGUGCAGCCCACCGUUUGCGCAAAGACUGCCUCUAAUGAGAGGCUGGAGCUACUUGGCGAGUUUAGAGCAGAGGUUGCCAUUUGUAAUGCUACCAAGCCGGCGAUCAUCCGUGUGGCUCAAGUCGAUUUAUUGUUACUGGGAGCAGACUUGAUUGACCUUUUUGCUCUUAGCUCCGUUCCAAUGGAUGUGUUUUGCGCCAAAGUUUCGACGACCGCACAGAUUCCCAAGGAAUUGCAGAGCCGUUUUCCGGAAGUUUUUCGUGGCACAGGGCUUUGCACGAAAGCGCAGAUCAAGCUGCAGCUUAAGGAUAAUUGCCGUCCGGUGUUCCGCCCGAAGCGACCGGUUGCAUACGCAAUGCAGGCUACAGUAGAGGAAGAGCUCGAUCGCCUGGUCCAGAUGAAUGUGAUCACACCUGUUGAUUACUCGGAAUGGGCGACACCAAUAGUCGUCGUACGCAAAAGCAGUGGAGCUAUUCGAAUCUGCGGCGAUUAUUCGACGGGGUUGAACGAUGCGUUGCGUCCGCAUGAAUAUCCGUUACCGCUCCCCGAUGAUAUUUUUGCAAGAUUGGCCCAUUGCAAAUUUUUUAGCAAAGUGGAUUUGUCAGACGCAUUUUUGCAAGUUGAGAUUGAAGAGCGUUACAGGCCCCUUUUAACGAUCAACACGCAUCGAGGUCUUUACCUUUACAAUCGUCUGCCUCCUGGAUUAAAGGUUGCGUCAGCCGCGUUCCAGCAGAUAAUGGAUGCGAUGCUCGCCGGAUUGUGUUACACUUCUGGCUAUCUGGACGACGUUGUUGUCGGGGGAAGAACUGAAGAAGAGCACGAUGAAAAUCUCAACAAGGUGCUUCAGCGUAUUAAAGAAUUUGGGUUUACUAUCAAAGCUGAGAAGUGUGCUUUUAAGACGCAUCAGAUAGAGUACCUCGGGCACAUAAUUGAUCGUACUGGCCUUAGACCAAAUCCAAAGAAAAUUGAUGCUAUUGUAAACCUACCAGCUCCAUCAAAUGUGAAUGAAGUCCGCUCGUUUUUGGGUGCCAUUAAUUACUACGGAAAAUUUGUGCCUAACAUGCGGAAUUUGAGAUACCCCCUGGAUAACUUGUUGAAAGAUGGCAAUCAGUUUGUAUGGACGAAGCAGUGCGGAGAGGCCUUCAGAAAGUUCAAGGAAAUAUUAAAGUCUGAUCUGCUUCUGACACAUUAUGACCCUACGGCUGAAAUCAUAGUAGCCGCAGACGCCUCAUCGGUUGGGCUCGGAGCCACCAUUAGCCACAAGUUUCCGGAUGGAUCAAUAAAGGUGGUGCAGCACGCGUCACGGGCUCUAACGAAAGCAGAAGAGGGGUACAGCCAGAUUGACCGCGAAGGACUGGCUAUCAUCUUUGCAGUAACCCGAUUCCACAAGAUGCUUUAUGGCAGGCAUUUCCGCCUCCAAACCGACCACAAGCCAUUGCUGCGCAUCUUUGGAUCAAAAAAGGGAAUUCCUGUGUAUACUGCCAACCGGCUGCAGCGGUUCGCUCUAGCGCUGCAGCUAUACGACUUCGAAAUCGAGUACAUACCCACGGAUAAAUUCGGCAAUGCAGACCUGCUGUCGCGGCUCAUCAGCAAGCACGCGAAACCGGAGCAGGAGUACAUGAUCGCGAGUAUUGAGCUUGAGGAGGCUGUAAAUCACGUAGCCAUACAUUCGCUAAAAGUCUUUCCGAUUCAUUUUGAAGAGGUUGCAGCAGCUACGAAAAAGGACCCUCUACUGCGCGAAGUGUACCGCUACGUCCAAUCGGGUUGGCCAGGCAAGCUUUGCAGCAGAGAUGCCUUAGACAGCUUCAUCAAGGGCAUCCGGGCAUCCAGCGAAUGA
Anopheles stephensi (Asian malaria mosquito) is the source of this 3369-nucleotide messenger RNA. RefSeq lists its product as uncharacterized. The transcript is spliced from 2 exons. Bases 82 to 3369 code for a protein of 1095 amino acids. Gene Ontology annotation, molecular function: nucleic acid binding; zinc ion binding. The record is from RefSeq and is a predicted model, not a curated record. Lineage: Eukaryota; Metazoa; Arthropoda; Insecta; Diptera; Culicidae.